UGGACAAUUUUCUUAUUUAGUCAACAGAACAGAAUUCUGAUCGAUGUAACAACAAACACGUAGAAGACAGUUGUUUUAUUUUAUUUUAUUGAUGCCUAUAUAGAUAUAAUAAUAUUCUGGAAUUAAUUAAAUAUAAUAAUAAUUGCGGAAAAUACCAGAUAUAAUAUAAGAAUAUUUACACACAAUAUUAAGUUUACAAUACACAUAUGCAACAAUGUGCAUCAUGAGAAACAACGCAUAAUCGCAUCGUCAAUCACGCAGAACUCAGAAUAACGAUCUUCAGACAACUCGUCGUGUCAAUCGCGCGCGUCUUAACCCAAAGGUGAAGCAUUUAAACGCAGUUAAACGCGCUUUGAAUGUUCGGUGCACAAUAUGGUCGACACAGAAAAAGAGCAGAAAUUCAAGGAGUACAACGAGAUUCUGGAGAAUCUAAAAACCGCGUUUUUGGAGAAGUGGAAGCUGAGAAAGGAAGACGACGUGAAGCUGGAGGACUUUGAGCGCUUUCGCACCGUUGGCACUGGUGCCUUCGGUCGCGUUCUCCUUGUCAGGUACAAACCGACAGCCACCUACUACGCCAUGAAGAUUCUCGAUAAGGCGAAACUCGUGAAGACGAAGCAAGUGGACCACACGCGUAAUGAGAAGCGAAUCCUGCAAUGCAUUAAUUUCCCCUUCACGGUCUUCAUGGAGUAUUGCUUCAAGGCAAGGACCGACAAUCGAAGUAACGACGAUAAUUCGUACGUGUACAUGGUGAUGCCAUUCAUCAAUGGUGGCGAGAUGUUCACACACCUUAAGCGAAUGGGAAAGUUCGACGAGUCGCUCGCGAGGUUCUACGCCGCUCAGGUGGCAUUGGCCUUGGAAUAUCUACACCACUGUAGCCUGAUAUAUCGCGACUUGAAGCCGGAGAACAUCCUGAUCCAGGAAUCCGGCUACAUUCGGAUGACCGACUUUGGGUUCUGCAAGAUGGUGGACAGCCGCACGUGGACGUUGUGCGGCACGCCGGAGUACCUGGCACCGGAAGUGAUCUUGUCAAAGGGCUACGGCAAGGCGGUCGACUGGUGGAGCUUCGGUGUGCUGGUAUACGAGAUGAACGCGGGCUACCCGCCGUUCUACGCGCAGGACCCGAUGAAGAUCUACGAGAAGAUCGUGGCAGGCAAAUACAAGUUCGCACACCACUUCGGCGAGGAACUGAGGGACAUACUGAAGAAUAUCCUGCAGGUAGAUCUGUCGAGGAGGUAUGGCAAUCUCAAAGAAGGUAGCAUAGACAUCAAGAAGCACCGCUGGUUCCAGUCCAUCGACUGGGUCCAGAUCUAUCAGCAGAAGGUGCAGCCCAGCUUUAUUCCCCACUGCGGCAGUCACGGCGACACGAGUAAUUUCGAUCUUUACGACGAAGUACCGCUCGAAGUCUCUCCUGUUGAUCACUAUACCAAGGAGUUCGAGAAUUUUUGAAAAUACUGCUGACGAAGCUGGGCUUAUCGGAGAUUGAGAUUGAAAUAUGAGGACAAUACGCUGACUGUUAUUACGUACGAGAAUAUCUAUAAGAAUUUUAUACCUGAUUCAGGAUUAAUCAGUUUACCA
This is a messenger RNA of Ooceraea biroi (clonal raider ant), 1575 nucleotides long. RefSeq names its product cAMP-dependent protein kinase catalytic subunit beta. Gene Ontology annotation, cellular component: nucleus; cytosol; cAMP-dependent protein kinase complex. The record is from RefSeq and is a predicted model, not a curated record. NCBI's taxonomy places the organism in Eukaryota, Metazoa, Arthropoda, Insecta, Hymenoptera, Formicidae. Gene Ontology annotation, molecular function: ATP binding; cAMP-dependent protein kinase activity. Gene Ontology annotation, biological process: protein phosphorylation.